Messenger RNA from Dioscorea cayenensis subsp. rotundata (Guinea yam), 2817 nucleotides. RefSeq names its product disease resistance protein SUMM2-like. The record is from RefSeq and is a predicted model, not a curated record. Gene Ontology annotation, molecular function: ADP binding; ATP hydrolysis activity. The transcript is spliced from 2 exons. Bases 37 to 2817 code for a protein of 926 amino acids. Lineage: Eukaryota; Viridiplantae; Streptophyta; Magnoliopsida; Dioscoreales; Dioscoreaceae.
UCAAAUAAUAAUUAGUGAGGUUAAGUUGUGAGAAAUAUGACGGACAUUGUGAACACAUUGUUGGGGGCGCUGUGUACUUGCAUGCAGAACCCUGCCGUCCAAGAAAAACUUCGUUGCAUUAUUACAAGCACAAGCAAAUUGUUGGAUGAUGUGAAGAAUGAAUUGGAAGAUCUGAAAGCCAUGGAGAAUGGUAUCCUCAACAUUCAAGAAGAGGCCAAUAGGACUGGAAAGCAACUCACACCUCCAGUUCAAAGAUGGCUUGACAAGGCACACCUAGGUGAGAAAUAUAAUAUGAUGAUUCAAUUGAAGGAUGACUACAACAACAGAGGUUGUCUUGUUGGGAGUUGUUCCCUCAAUUGUUGGGCCAAGUACAAGAUUAGCCAAAGAUCAAUCAAGUUACUCAAAGAGAUCAAGAACUUGAAGACCGAAUAUGAUGCUUUCAAAGAAAAAACAGAGGCACAACCUCCAAGAGCAGUUAGGGAGAUCCCAACUUCAUCAAUUGUUGUGGGCAAAAUUAUCAAGUUAAAUCUUGAGAAAGUUCAUGGUUACUUGGCAGAUGACAAUGUAUCUAUGGUGGGGAUUUGGGGCAUGGGAGGGGUUGGAAAGACAACUCUCUUGAACGAAAUCAAUAACUCAUUACUUGGUGGUGAUACUAAUCUAGGGUUCAAAUAUGUCAUACCUCUGGUGGUUUCAAAAGAACCUCAAUUUGAAAAGCUUCAAAAGGAGAUAUCUAUAAGGUUGGGAUUGCAGCCCCCUCAUUCUGAGAAGAAUGAUAUAUUUGAGUUUUUGAAGAAGGAGGACUUUUUGAUACUAUUAGAUGAUAUGUGGAAGGCAGUGGACCUUCCUGAAACCCUUGGUAUUCCACUUCCUCACCAUCAAAGCCAAAGCUGGGAAGAUAGAGGUCAAAGGUGCAAUCACAAGGUGAUCUUCACAACCAGAGAAGAUGAUGUGUGUGCUCGUAUGAAAGCUGACAGGAAGAUCAAAGUUGAAUGUUUGGAUGGAGAAGAAGCAUGGCAUCUUUUCAAGCAACACGCAAAUGAAGAGACCAUCAAUUCCAAUGCUAGUAUUAAAAAAAUUGCACUGAAAGUUAUGGAGAAGUGCUUAGGCUUACCACUUGCCCUUAAAGUUAUUGGUGGAGCCAUGUCGAAUAAGAAGAAGCCUGAAGAGUGGCGUGACAUGCUCAGGUCAUUAGUUAACUUGGACAUCAAGACCGUCACUGGUAUGCAAGAAUCAUUGUUCAACACUUUGAAGCUCAGUUAUGAUAAUUUGGUUGAUGAUACUCUACAACAAUGUUUCUUGUGUUGUGCUCAAUGGCCUGAAGAUGAAGAGAUUGAUUUGUUUAAACUUAUAGAGUAUUGGGUUGGAAUUGGAUUGAUCGAUGACUUCAGAAACAUUGGAGAAGCUUUUGAUAAGGGAUAUAAUCUCAUUGGAAACUUAAAUGCAGCAUGUUUGGUGGAAUUGCACUAUAGCUCUCGUGAAGAAUAUGUCAAAUUACAUGAUGUGAUUCGGGAUAUGGCACUGUGGAUUGUCUCUGAGUGUGGCAAGAAAAAGAACAAAUGGAUUACAUGUACAAAUGAUGGUGAUGAUUUUAGUCAAUCUAUAGAGUGGGAAGAAGGUACUUGGAAGGAGACAGAACGAAUAUUUUUCGAAAUGGAUUGGGAGAGUGACACAAUCUUAUUAUUAAAUAAUCUAAAUAUUGAUGCACCAACUUCUCCUCGAUAUCCUAAUCUUAAGAGUCUAUUUAUUAAUGCAUCACUUAACAGUUUUGUCACCUAUGAUGCCGUGUCGUCCUAUAAUAGCUUCCUAAAUAUUUUCGUUUAUACUCCAUCUCUCAUAUACUUGAAUCUAUUUGGGGCACCUAUCUCUGAUCUUUCAAAAGAAAUUCGAGUUCUAGUCAAUCUUCGUUACCUCAACAUCAGCAACACAUUCAUUUGGUCACUUCCACCUGAAUUCAAAGAGCUGAGGGAAUUAAAAUACUUCAUUUGUAGAAAUCGCCCAAGUAUCAAGGAUGGGUUGUCUAUAUUAUCAAGGUUGCCCAAGUUGCAAGUGAUUGAUCUUUAUAAAAAUAAUUGUUUAGAAGCAGAUGAUUUGAGUUUAUUGAAGACAAGAGUUAAAGCAAUUGGUAUGCAUGUGACCUCAGUUGAGACUCUUGGUCUUUUCAAGCAUUUGCCAACCUGGAAUUUAAGUAUGCAUGGACUGCGUCAUAUGCCUAAACUCCGUUUUUGUGACUUGAGUAACAAACAUGGUGGUGAGGGUUUGAUGCAGUUAAUAAUUGAAGAUUGUGACUUUGAGGAGUUGUUGAUAAAUGGCAGUGGGGUCAGUCUAAAGCAUCUCGAAUUGAGUUUUCUUAAAAAGCUCAAGCAAAUCACUUGGCCAGCAGAAACAUUACCUAGUGAAUGCUUCCCGAGGUUGACAUCUCUUUACAUUGGUGAUUGUGAUUCUCUGAGGAGUCUUUCGUGGGUUUUGCAUCUCCCAUGCCUUAGGACAUUAAAUUUAGAAUGUUGUUCAGCAAUGGAGGAAUUGAUUGACCCUGCAGAUCAGAUGCAACAAGCUUCAUCAAGCCUUCUCACCUUUCCUAGCCUACUAUCUUUGCAGUUAUCGGGCAUGCUGAACUUAGUGAGCUUAAGCACAUGUCCAUUGGAUUUCCCUGUUUUGUCUAGGCUUGACUUGCACGGUUGUCCAAAGCUGAAGAAACUUCCUUUCAAGUCAUCCAUUGUCAAUAAUAAAUUCAAAAUGGUGGACAUUGAGGAAGACUUGUGGGAGAGUUUGGAAUGGGAGGUCACAACAAUCCAAUCUCAUCUCGCGAAGUUUUUGUAA